AUGGAAUUUCCGGUGGAUUCGUGGUGUUAUUUGCUAUUCUACAUCAACUUCCAAAAGUUAGACGGUAACUUGAAAAAACACUUUGAAGACAAGCACGCCGAUAAAGAAUUACCCACAUUCGCGGACCUCAUUAAGUUUUUGGAAACUGAAAUACGGAUUUUGGAAUCCAGUGCGGAACCACAGGCCAGUACGUCGGCGGGAAGGCGUAUUGGUGGUGGGCAGAGCCAGGCGGUAAAGGCUCAUGCGGCAUUUCAAGGUGCGGGUUCGGCGUCGGCGUCGUCGUGUCGGUUAUGCGGAAAAAGCGGACACUUUAUUGCGAAGUGUGAGAAAUUCCUGGAGAUGAAGCCUGCAGCUAGGAAGCGUCAGGUCGUUUCACUUAGAUUGUGCUUCAAGUGUUUGAACGGUCACAACAUUGAUAAAUGCACUUAUAACAAGAAUUGUUACAAGUGUAAUUCGGCUAAACACCAUUAUUUAUUGCAUUUUGAUAUUCCGGCAAGUGGUUCAGAUCGUGAACAACGUUUGACGUCAAACGUGGCUACAAAUGGGAAAUCUCACAAUGCUGCCUCGUCCUCUUCAAGUGUUCCUGUUGUCAGUGCGCCCUUAACCAGCGGCAAUCCAGAAGGUGCGGUUCCUGGAGUCUCUGGAUUGAUGGCAUCACAGGCAAAGAAACCAAAGGUGUUACUUGCGACGGCAAUAAUAAGAGUUCUGGAUAGCAGCGGACGCUACCAGGAGGCGCGGGCCUUACUGGACGGAGGGAGCGAGAGCACAUUCAUAUCGGAGUCUUGUGUGCAGAGGUUAGGCUUAGAGCGGUUUAAGCCUGACGACCCAAUCACAGGACUGGGCUGUACUCCUAUAACCGGUUGUAGGGGAGCAGUUAAUCUGACCAUGACACCUAGGCUGACGGAUCAGCCAGUGCUGGUGACCACGGCUAAUGUCUUAAAUAAAAUCAGUUAUAACCUGCCUGGAUAUUCGUUGCCGGCUCAGUUGGCGGAUAAUUAUCGGGGACUGGAUCUUGCGGAUGAACAGUUCUUUGUGAGUCGAGAGAUUGAUAUUUUAUUAGGUGAGGAUUUACUUUGUGACAUUGUACUCAGCGGACGCAUCAAAAUCCAUGAUAACAUUCCACGGGUGACAAAAACGGUGUUCGGACACGUUUUGUCAGGUCCUGUCAAUAUUGGAGUUUCCCUUCGAGUUCCUUGUGCGUCUCAGGCCUUUUUCUGUAGCACAAGCACAGAUCGGAUCUUAGAACGGUUCUGGGAGGUUGAAGACAUCCCGUUUAAGGCGGAAAACCCUAAAGAUCUUGAAUGCGAGACCAUUUUUAGAGAUACCCAUUCACGGACUGAAGAGGGUAGAUACUCAGCACGGUUGCCUUUUAUAUCGGACGCCCCUGAACUCGGUAACACUGUACCCAUAGCUAUGAAGCGGUUUUUAGCCAUGGAGAGGCGGCUCCUUGCAAAAGGCAACGAGGUCUUCAGGGAGAAAUACACGGAGUUUAUGCGGGAGUACGCCGAAACAGGACACAUGUCACUGUGUGAAGGGGAACCAAACGACUACGCCAGUGGUGCCAACAGAUACUUGGAUGAUGUGCGGAAAUAUUUGGCUUCUGAGGAAGCACAACAAGGGCUUAGCGACGGCGCGGCCAAACAGUCUAUAACGUGGCGGUUUAAUUCGCCAGCGGCGCCACAUUUCGGUGGUCUUUUUGAGGCGACCGUAAAGUCGGCUAAGACACUAUUGCGGCGCGUCAUAGGUGAACAGGUUUUAACGUUUGACGAAUUGGUAACGGUAUUUACCAGGGUGGAGGCAGUCCUUAAUUGUCGUCCUCUAUGCCCAUUGACCCAAGAUCCUAAUGAAUUGGAGGUUUUGACGCCUGCUCAUCUACUUAUUGGAAGACCUUUGCUUUCGGUUCCGGAGUACAAUUUCGAGGACAUUCCGAACUCACGGUUGAAUCGGUUUAACUUAAUACAAGCUAUGUCUCAACGGUUGUGGAGAAAAUGGAGUGAACAAUACCUCCAUUCUCUUCAAAUGCGUAGAAAAUGGACAUCUCCAACUGAUCCGCCUCAGCUGGGUGAUCUUGUCCUGAUAAAGGAGGAGAAUUUACCUCCUCUAAAAUGGAAGUUAGGAAGGAUAGAAGAACUGCUACCCGGCAAAGACGGUGUUGUUAGGGUAGUACGUCUCAAAACUUCUACAGGUAGCCUCACGCGGCCUGUUGUUAAAAUUUGUAGGCUUCCUUUGGACGACUAA
This is a messenger RNA of Leguminivora glycinivorella, 2238 nucleotides long. RefSeq lists its product as uncharacterized. The transcript is spliced from 2 exons. Gene Ontology annotation, molecular function: nucleic acid binding. Bases 1 to 2238 code for a protein of 745 amino acids. Lineage: Eukaryota; Metazoa; Arthropoda; Insecta; Lepidoptera; Tortricidae. The record is from RefSeq and is a predicted model, not a curated record.